UUUUGCUCAGAGGCAGUUUGCAGUUUGCAGUGAUUAGUAGUCCUGUCAUGUCUGGAGUACUCUGCACUUUAAUUCCUGGAAGCAGCCAUGUAACCAUGUGUGUGUAGAAGCGUGUGUGUGUGUGCAGUGUGUGUAGUGUACCUGUAUAGCGACUCUACUUAUUAUGAGAUCAGUUUUGCACUUAAAUAUUUUAAAAUUCUUUUCCAAAGACUGCUGAUUGCUAGUAAACAAUGGCUAUUGACUAAGAUGGUCAAUGUGAAGAAGACAACUGACAAUUUAAAAAGCAAAAAUACAUCUUGGUUUCAGUGUAUGACUAAAAUGUGUAGGUGUGUCUCUGUGUACCUGUGGUUGGCUGUGAUAAUGUUUCCUACACUGCAAGCUGAAGUGAGUGCCCCGGCUCAGCUACAGGCAACACUGGGCCACCCUGUUACUCUUGGCUGUAACUUGACCAUAGGAAACGGUGAAGAUCUCAAACAGGUUCGCUGGUUGGAUUUGCACAACAAAAGUGUCCUCUAUUACCAACCUAAUAAGCCUGGCAGCCUCAUCAAGCGAGAGGGUGUGGAGCUUAUCGACCAGCAUAUUGACAGAAGUUCUUUUGUCAUUGAAAGAACCAAGCUGGGUGAUGAAGGCUGCUACACAUGUGUGUUCGACGUGUACCCAUCUGGACAGCAGAAGAGGACGAUAUGCCUUUCUUUAAAUGCAAAAGCAGAGUCCAUGGGCAACAAGACAGCAGUGCAUGGGAAGCAAGUAACACUCUCGUGUACCUACGCACUUGCCAACAGAGUCCAUCAGAUCCUGUGGAAGAAAACGACAGAGCAGGGUGACACCAUCAUUGUAGCCUCUGUGACCAAGAGCGGCAACAUGAGCGUAGAGCUACCAUUCCGGGAGCGUGUGAAGCUCAGCAAGACGUUGGGGAACAGCCAGUUAACCAUAGACCCCGUUCACAUGGAAGAUGAAGGCUGUUAUACCUGUGAUUUCCACACGUACCCGGGAGGUUCGAAGAGUGUCACGGCAUGUCUUGCUGUCUACAUCCUGCCCAAACCUGAGGUGAGCUACACCACCACAGAGAAUGGAGUAAUCCAGGCCAACUGCUCGGCUGUGUCUCGUCCUCCUGCAGAUCUCGUCUGGAAUGUGGAGGGUUAUAACCUCACACUGGCCCACUCCGAGACCUCAGUUUACCCGCAGGGAGACGGCACUACACUGGUGGUCACCACCAUACAGUUUCAGUCCCAGUUGUUGGAUGAGGAGCAAGUGACAUGUACAGCGCUUCAUAAAGGCCUGGAGACGAGCAUUUCUGUAUCCCUGAACAAGGCUGGAUAUAGAAACAUCAUCAUCAUCUCGGCUGCUUUUGCGGUGCUUGUACUGCUCAUAUGCCUAUGUUUGAGCAUGAAGAGACGAUAACAAGGUCCUCUGAGUGGCAUGUAGCCCAAGAGGAAGCCCAAAAAAUGCUGCUAUGACUGAAACUACAGUCUGUCUUACAGUGUAUAUAAAUUGUAUUUUAUGAAUGUACUAAUGAGUCUAUGAUUUUUCUAACGGCAUUUAUAAUGCAGUUGACACUAAAAUGCUACCACUGGAAACAUUUAAACAUUAAAGUAUUAAUCGUAUUGCUGACAUUGUUAAUGUUUAUUUACAGUAAAAAAUGUAAAAGUUCUGGUUUUAUAAUUGUUGUGCCAUGAGAAGUGUACACUCCCCGAGCAUGCAUCUCCACUAGAGGGAAGUGUGCUUAUAUCUGGAUUUACACUAAAGCAUCUACUGUACACUGACAGGAAAAGCUGACACAGUGGCAUUGGCUUUCUUCACUGCUUUAAUGGAUGAACACAUCAUUUCUAAAUAUUCAACAUUUCUCAAAUCACUUUAAAGUCCACACCACGGACCUAAUAGACCAUAAAGGUAUUUCCACACCUGA
Molecule: messenger RNA, 1906 nt
Organism: Silurus meridionalis
Lineage: Eukaryota; Metazoa; Chordata; Actinopteri; Siluriformes; Siluridae
Product: OX-2 membrane glycoprotein-like
Exons: 8
Coding region: 247-1401 (384 amino acids)
Molecular function (GO): cell-cell adhesion mediator activity
Source: RefSeq, a predicted model, not a curated record